Myodes glareolus (Bank vole) is the source of this 4556-nucleotide messenger RNA. RefSeq names its product lysocardiolipin acyltransferase 1 (gene Lclat1). Gene Ontology annotation, biological process: phosphatidylinositol acyl-chain remodeling. Gene Ontology annotation, cellular component: endoplasmic reticulum; endomembrane system. Lineage: Eukaryota; Metazoa; Chordata; Mammalia; Rodentia; Cricetidae. The record is from RefSeq and is a predicted model, not a curated record. Gene Ontology annotation, molecular function: acyltransferase activity.
AAGCCAUGGGAAGCAAGCCAAUUAGCAGCGUUUCUCCUCGGCCUCUGCUUUGGUUCUUGCCUCUAGGUCUCUGCCUUGGUCUCCUGCCCUGACUUUCCUCAGUGACGUACUGUGACAGAGUUAAUCAUGGUGUCAUGGAAGGGGAUUUAUUUUAUACUCUUUCUGUUUGUGGGAAGCUUUUUCGGAAGUAUUUUUAUGCUGGGUCCCAUUAUUCCUUUGAUGUUUAUAAACCUGUCAUGGUAUCGCUGGAUCAGCAGCCGCCUUGUGGCUAUGUGGCUCACACUUCCUGUGGCAUUGUUGGAGACAAUGUUUGGUGUCAAAGUGGUUAUAACAGGUGACGCAUUUGUACCUGGAGAAAGGAGUGUCAUCAUUAUGAACCAUCGGACCAGAGUAGACUGGAUGUUCCUGUGGAAUUGUCUGAUGAGAUACAGCUACCUCAGACUGGAGAAAAUUUGCCUCAAAUCCAGUCUCAAAAGUGUUCCUGGAUUUGGCUGGGCCAUGCAAGCUGCUGCCUUUAUCUUCAUUCAUAGGAAGUGGAAGGAUGAUAAGAGCCAUUUUGAAGACAUGAUUGAUUAUUUUUGUGACAUUCAUGAACCACUCCAACUUCUCAUCUUUCCAGAAGGAACUGACCUCACAGAAAACAACAAGACUCGGAGUAAUGAUUUUGCUGAGAAGAAUGGACUUCAAAAAUACGAAUAUGUCUUACAUCCAAGAACUACUGGCUUCACUUUUGUGGUGGACCGUCUAAGGGAAGGUAUUUAUAUGAAGACUGUGUUCCAGGAUGUCAUGGGUGAGAAGGCCAGGCAGCCUGCCCUGGAGUUCAUAAUCCAGUCUGGAAUACCAUUUAGAGUAACACAGUUUCCACCAGGAAAUAAUGGUAAGAACCUCGAUGCUGUCCAUGACAUCACCGUGGCAUAUCCUUACAACAUUCCUCAAACUGAGAAACACCUCCUCCUUGGAGACUUUCCCAAGGAGAUCCACUUCCAUGUCCAUAGGUAUCCAGUCGACACCCUUCCCACUUCCAAGGAGGAUCUUCAGCUCUGGUGCCACAAGCGGUGGGAAGAGAAGGAAGAGAGACUGCGCUCCUUCUACCAAGGGGAAAAAAGCUUUCAUUUUACUGGACAGAGCACAGUUCCACCUUGCAAGUCUGAGCUCAGAGUCCUUGUGGUCCAGCUGCUGUCCAUACUGUAUUGGACUUUGUUCUGCUCUGCAGUGUGCCUGCUCAUAUAUUGGUACCGCCUAGUUUGGUGGUAUUUCAUAAUCAGCAUUGUGUUUUUUGUGCUGCAGGAGAGAAUAUUUGGUGGACUGGAAAUCAUUGAACUUGCGUGUUACCGUUUUUUCCACAAGCAUCCACAUUUAAACUCAAAGAGAAACAAGUAAGACGGUUGCAUUCACCACAUAAAACCCUAGGAGCAUUAUGGAAAUGUCACAGCCUUCGUAAACCGAGAUGAGUUUUUGCAUGACUAUGUCAAAUGUUUCUUACUAUCAUCAUUCUUUGUUAAAGAUAUUUUGCACUUAAUUUUCUGGGGAAAAUAUUGCUACAGUUUCUUUAAACUCUCUGAAUGUAAUUCCAGUGCUGCAUAUGUAGCAGGGGUCAAUCAUUAUGAAUAACUCGGGCCAGAAUACUAGAAACAAUCAGGAGGCUGUUGAGACAAGAUACAAGCUUUUCUGAAAGGGUCAGCCCACUUCUGACAGGCUGCCAGUCCAAAGGCAGGCCUGGCACCAUGACCAUGUCCCAGCACUGUAGGCGGGUGGUAUCCUGCUCUCCUGUGGGGCUCCGUCCAUCUAUCCUUUCAUCCUUUUACAGCCUUCAAACCCCAACCACAAUUGUCUUGUCCUAAACUGACCACCAUUUUAUAGGGAGCCCUUCAUUGCUCACUCACAAAGCCUUGAGCUGAAGCCGCCAGCAGGAGGCCCCUUUCUCACCUGGAAGUCACACCUCACUCUGCUCAGGGAGCACCUGCAGGCUCUCCAGUUGGAUUCUAAAGGACAGAAACUGGCUCAGCUUGCUCCUCAUUCGGUCCUCAUUCCCUCCUGCUCCUUAGCAGGUGUAGCUUCAUUAUCAGUGUGAACGGACACAUGGAAAGGUAUAUUAGAACAUUCUUGUAUUUCAGACAGAAACGGUCUUAUGAAAUAUUGCUUUAGAACCUACACACAGUGGUAUCAGGUGUGUAUACUAUGCAUGUAGGGUGUCUACCUUUUGCCAUCAGAGCUACAACAAAAAUGCCCACAGACAGGAUGUUAUAGCCAAAGCCCCCAAGCCUUGAUCAGUUUCACUCUUAAAACUAAAAAUGCUAACCCAGAAUGAACCCUUUCAUUGAGAUCAAGGACUCCCUUGCUAACUCUCUCAGCAGUAACAUUUAUACCCACACACAUACCAGCUGUUUACCAAAUAGCCCUAUCAUCUGGAAGCCAUGAAAACCCAGCAGACCAAUAGCAUCAUUGACCUGGGUAAGAGAAGCAUGUGGCCAUUGUUCCCACAGAGCUACAUGGGCCUGUCUUUGUCAUUGACUGGGGCGGGGGCACAGGCACAGACACAUAAAACUGUUCAGCUGUUAGCAAACCUGUCAAUCCCCCACCCAGCCGCCGCUGGGCACUCUCAGGAGCUAUCACUGCCCUGUGUAUUCAGACCAGAAUUCACCUUCCUACUCAGCUUAGCAGUACAUUCUCUAAGAAAGCCCUGGUGGGGACACAGCACAGUUAGUGGAUCAUGUUUAGUUUAUUUCUUUGGAGCUUGUGUUUAAAAUGUGGGAGAGUGUUUGUGAGGGGUGCCGCUACGGAAGCACACCAGCCUGAAUUUAACUGCUCUAUCAAAGCUCAGUUCAAUUCUGCCAGGAGCUUCCUAAUUAGUUUCUGUGCACAUCUGCUCUCAACACAGCUGUUUGACGUUAGAGUUUUUAAGGUUAAAAACACACACAAAAAAGAGCAACCUUUUUUUCCCUUUCCCUUAAUGAGAAAGACUGCAAUUUUAAGAUUUUCUGCAACUUCCUUGGAUCACAUUUAAACAUGGAAAUAGCUAACAAUCAAAAUUACAUUUGUUUCCCAGGUAAAAGAGAAAAAGCUUCUCUCUCUGCACACAGUACCUGGGAUUACCCAGCAGUGAUGCCCAUUUCAUUGUGUGUCCUCAAACCCUUUGCCUCUUAUUCACCCUUCAACGGGAAGAUCUCCCUCCUCUUUUGAUCACAGAAAACAUGCUUAAGGUAGGAAAACCUUAAUUUUAUUAUCUACCCCAAAUUCAUAAUUCUAAGUAUAGCACUAAAACUAGAGAAAUUGCUUUAAGAGAAAUUUCUCCAGAAGGAAAAAGAAAAUCCCCUUUUAAAUAAAAUUUAAAUAUUUAAUAUUUAAAUAAAAUGAUUAUUUGUUUUUACCUACAUAUUUAGCUUUGUUAAAUUUUUAUUAACUUUAUAUAUAUAAUAUAUAUUACAUAUAUAAUAUAAUGAUUUUGAGCAUAAAACUGCUUUAAAUCAAUCCUUGAUGGUAGUUGGCCUUAGAAAUGACCCAUUACACCCCACCCUUCAGCCAGAGCUUCUAGCAGUUGGCAGCCCUGCUACAGCAGAACCUAGCCCCUGCUCCAUGUGAUGGUGAACCUGAGGGACCGAAAUGCUCACAGCACUAGCUGGCUAGUUGACCCCAUUCUGGGAGAUUUUAAGUAUAGUAGUUGUGGGUUAUUUAUAAUGUAAACCAUUUCACUUUACAGUAUGAACCAAUAAGGAGGGGAACUGGCGAGGUGACAGGUUUCCACAGUAGGUAUCUUUGCAAUAAGUUCAAGGAAUCCUGAACUUAAGUCAGGCUACAUGAGGAAAGACUGAAAACGAAAUUCAUAAGUAUCUGAAAGAACUUAUAUCCUAAGACUAAAACCCUGCCUCUGUGUGCUCUCAACAUAGACGAGAAAGAACUAGCAUCUUCCACUCAUGCACUCUAGUGGUGGGCACUCCACAUGCAGACCACAUAUUGGUAACCAAGCCUGAGUUCUGCAGACAGACAGAUUUCCAUUUCACCUGCUCUCAAGCUCUGGCCCAAUAGAGAUGCUCCAGUACAGUCAUAAAGACUAGCAGAAGGAGCCUGUUGGUGGUAAAUUGUUUACAUUUCUUUAUAUAAAAUAAUGUGCUUUCAGUGCCUUAGUUACGGGUCCCCUUCUUUUUCCUGUUCCAAGAGUUCUAUAACGUAUCCUUAACGUCUCUCCUUGUCACUCAUUAGGAGGAGAAAAUGGUGUCUCAAUACUGGUCAUUGGUUGACAGAAACAAAACACUAUGUUGUAACUUUGAGAAAAGAGCUGGACGCUGAGCUAGUGGCUAGUGUUCUAACUUAACUGUAGAAGAUGAAAAUGGCUUGGCCGUACAAUGAACUUCAGACUAAAUAGGACUCUAAAGGUGUCUUGUACCUUAAAUUUUUAUUUCAGAGUCUUGGUUUUGGUAACUCGUUUUUAAAAGAUCAUUAUGUGGAGAACACCAAGUUUUAAAAAUAACUCACAGAAUGGCCUUAGCUUUCCGUGUCCACUGGAAUGUUGUGAGUUGUUAUUUGUAAUAUGCAUCCAGAAUAAAGUGGAGUGAAUCACA